CAAAAAAAGAAAAAAGCCAUCUAGUCUGCUGCUGUACAAGGACCUGUUCAUCUCACAAGAAUCAUUUGAGGACUGCUCUCUGGUUUACACAUCAUCAACAUGAUGAACAGAAUAGUGCUUGGAGUCAUUGCUGUGAUUGGUUUCUUCACUCUAGCUGAAGCCCUGACGUGUAAUUCAUGUAAAGUGGGGAUCCUAGGCAAAUGCUUAUAUAGUUCCCAAGUGUCAUGCGCUGCCUCUGAGACCAAUUGCUACACUGCUUCAGCAGUGUUCAAUGUGACCGGAUUCCUGAGUCUGUCUUCAAGUGGCUGUACAUCUAAUUGCAACAACACUGUUGGAACCAUCCUGGGUGCGGGAUACUCAAUCACCAAAUCUUGUUGCAUCACAGAUCUGUGCAAUGGAGCAAGUGCUGUUCAACUAUCCACGACUGCAGCUCUCAGCACUGCUCUACUGGCCUCCAUCUGGAGCAGUUACAUGUUGUAGAUAUAGUAUCUCAUUCUCUGUACCAUGUUACAUUACUUAAAUCAGUAAAGAUGUCUUCUAGGAUCCAUCAGUUUUAGUAAUUUUAUUUUUAUUGGUCAUAUGUUUAUUUGUCUUAUAAAUAUAUCGUUACAUGUUAUGCAGUGACAAUAUUUGCACACAUUGUAAUUGUUUUCUCUUAUUUUAAAUUUUUUUUAUCAUGCAUUUUUAAUAAAAUAUUUGGAAUGAGGUGGAAAAUUUGAGCUGAAUAAAUCUAAAGAUUGAAUAAACUUGAAUAAAUUUAAA
Danio aesculapii is the source of this 762-nucleotide messenger RNA. RefSeq names its product lymphocyte antigen-6, epidermis (gene lye). The coding region runs from base 100 to 480 and encodes 126 amino acids. The record is from RefSeq and is a predicted model, not a curated record. The transcript has 3 exons. NCBI's taxonomy places the organism in Eukaryota, Metazoa, Chordata, Actinopteri, Cypriniformes, Danionidae.